Messenger RNA from Wyeomyia smithii (pitcher-plant mosquito), 1114 nucleotides. RefSeq lists its product as uncharacterized. Bases 415 to 930 code for a protein of 171 amino acids. The transcript has 2 exons. The record is from RefSeq and is a predicted model, not a curated record. NCBI's taxonomy places the organism in Eukaryota, Metazoa, Arthropoda, Insecta, Diptera, Culicidae.
GGCGGCCAACAUUCGAUUCCCGAAUCUCGUACCGAGCGGUUAUAUCAAUCGAGACCAACAGUUUCUGUGUUUUCUAGUGCAUUUUGCGGUGCCGCAUCAUUUCCAAAAGGACCUCACCAAAGCCGGGUGUGAUCUAAUGUGUAAUUUAAAUUCUCCCGAUCAAAGCGACAGCAAUUCUGAACGAAGACUCGAGCAAACAAAAAUGUGUGCAUAGGUGCCAAGAGGAAACAGUUAGCUUUUGCCUCGAGAAAAGCUUGCAGUUAAAAGUUUCCUAUUUAUGCUUCGAUAUGAAACAAAAAAGCGAGAAUAGGCUGUUAAUAAUAGUUUAGUAGUCAAUCUAUUUAUUUCAUUUUAUUUAUACAACACAACACAAUACGAGAGCAGCUACCUGAUUCGGAUAUACAACGGCAACUAAUGACUAUGGAUAAGAACCGACAUUCAACUUGUUUUUACUUCUGCCUCGUUGUGCUGAUCAAUUGGUCACAAGGGCAGCCAUCGCAGCAUCUGACGGCCAACACUAUUCUACCGGCCGUAAAAAAGGAUGUUUUCAUGUCCCGCGGUUGGGGAGCCUCCGGAAUGCCCUUCACAAUGUUUUACCUCAAUCACUACGCCAAGGCACAGAAAGCGUACGCUCAGAACCAGCAGCAGUUGUAUAAGAAUCAACAGCAACAGGAUAUCGAAGAAAGAAAAUUGCGACUGGGUGCAGAGGAACCAGCUUUAAUCGAUCAGCCAAGAAUAUUGCCAUACGGGACACGAUAUGCAGAGCCUGUGGCCAAUGCACAACACAGCGAGUACGGUCGAAGUAGCGGUAUCAAAGAAGACGAGUACUCCGACGGUGGCGUUUAUCUACCGUCAAAACCCAACACACCUCGAAGACCCUACAACGUACCCCAACUAUUCGUGUCCUAUGGUUGGGGUCCUAUGGGUUAGAACAGGACAUACUUAACAUGCCUACCAACCAAGUAGCGUCCCACUUAUCAGCGUUAACCAGCUAUAAUGUUGUGUAAUUAUGUUUCCUUUCCGUGCCUGUGGUUGUCUCUCUUGCUGUAUGCUGCUUGAUGCUCGACGCGGGAAUGUUUUUUGCUAUUCUCUAAUAAAUGUGUGUAAAAAUAAA